AUGGGCAGCUUCGAAGAGCCCAGCGCCAAGCGUCGCAAGACGAGCUUCAGUGACGUUCUGCCUGUCCCAGCUUCUGGCCAGCUGAACAAAAGUGUGCGUGCUGCACAGUCGGCAGUGUCCGCUGAGCCAGAAGACUUACGUCUUGGCUGCUUUGAAGUCGUCGAAGUUCCGGCCCCAAAGAAGAAAGAGCGAAGGCCAGAAGCCAGAGAAGCCACGGAAGCUCCAAAGGCAAAACCAAAGCCACCUGCCUCACCUCAGGUUGCCAUGCCCAACGAAAAGGUGCUGGAAGGAGCAGAAAAUGCAGCUUCGAGCGCAGCUCCCGCAUCAACUGCCAAAGCAGCGUCGAAAGCGGCAGAAGCUGCAAAAUUGUCAAGGGACAAGGAACAAAACGAACGUCGUGAGCGCGAGUACUUCAAGCCCUACAUAGGUGAGCCUUGCGGCCCGGGCAAUCGGUUUCUUGUUGAAGGUCCGCUCGGAAGAGGUUCAUUCAGCAGUGUCUUCCGUUGCUCUGAUUCCAAGGGUGGCGGUAAGGAAUACGCCGUGAAGUUUAUCCGCGACAACGCUGGCCUGCGAAAGGCGACGGAGGUGGAAGUCAAGCUGAUGCGACGAAUUCGCACCAAGGCAGUGGAGAAGGACUCCGAGGGUGCGGGCUUCCUGCUUGGCCUGGCAAACCUGGAAACCUUCAUGCACAAUGGGCACUUGGCCCUGGUUUUCCAUCUACAGCGCUAUGACAUGCGGACCGCUCUGAAGCGACAGAUCCAGGAAAAGAACAGCGGGUUCCCCCUGAAGGACCUGCAGCGCUACACUUGCAACAUCCUCCUGGCUCUGCGGGCUCUUUGGGCCAUCAGGAUAAUCCACACGGACAUCAAACCCGACAAUCUCUUGCUAUCUCUGAACAAAGAGUCAGUGAAGCUGUCUGAUUUCGGAUGUGCCAUUGACACGCAGGAGUCCAUGCAGGCAUCCCACAUUCGAAGAGCCUACACAAGCAGCUAUCGAGCACCCGAGAUCAUCCUUGGCCAGUCGUUCAGCACGAGGGCGGACAUGUGGAGCGCGGGAGCGACUCUUUUUGAGCUUGCUUCGGGGCAUGUUCUCUUCCCCGAAGGCGCGAAUAACGCGAUGCUCUUUGAUAUCCUCCGAACCUGCGGCGCUUUCAAGAAGCAGUUUGCAGUAUCUGGAAAGCAUGCUCUAAAGCACUUCACCACGCAGGGGGCUUUUCGCCGCCGCAGGCAGACAGGCAAUGAGCAGCAGCUGUCGAUGUCUCAGUUCAUGACACCAAGUAAGACUGUCACAACGCGCUUGCGGCAAGUUGUGCAGGACGUCCUUCUGGAGCCUUUCGCGGACCUUCUCGCAGGGGCAUGCUUGGUGCCCGAUCCUGCAAAGCGAUCAUCUGCACAAGCGGCUCUCAAGCAUCCCUUCCUGUCAAAGCCGAGGUGA
Molecule: messenger RNA, 1434 nt
Organism: Symbiodinium natans
Lineage: Eukaryota; Dinophyceae; Suessiales; Symbiodiniaceae
Source: the annotation of a GenBank genome assembly